CCUCUGCGUUGGCUGCAGAGUCUGUGACACAUGGAGGCGUGCUAUUACGAACCCAGAAAUAGUUUGGUCUCAGAUGGUGUUCGGUUUUCAGAUUGAGUGGAUAGUAUCUUGUGUGCGUGCUACUGGAAUCGUUCUUAUUCAAGGAUUAACCCCUAGUAUUUAAAUUGCGCCUCUUACUCUGCAGUGGGAAAUACUUAAUCUGUGUUUUUGUUGGUAGAUCCUCAACCCACCAUCAGUUGUAUUCAUCUUUGAGACCAUCUAUUUUAGUUGUGCAACUCCCUAAACGUACCUCGGUUAUAAUAGACCGUCCACCUUACAUUGCUAUCCCGCACAGUGCACUCUAUGAGAUUGCUAAUCACUAAACUGGUUAAUUCUGUCUUCAUUUGAAGCAGCAUGAGGAGGAUGAACGGGGGUGGACUAUCCUAAAAGGUCGCUAGUAUUGGUAUGGGGGCUUGUAUUGUUGGUUGAUGAUGAGUUGAAUAAUGGUGAAGAGCUGAAAGGAUUAUCAGCGUUCGCUAAUCUGUUGCCCUGCCUGCUCCAGUCUCCGGGAGCGAGUGAGAGCAAGGAAGGAGGUUAUAAUACUGAGUGAAAGAGUGUGUGUCGCCGGGUGCCUGACCGACAGCUGUGGGCCGAGCGCGCAGCUGAUUUACUUUAGAUUAGUCUGGACUAGAGCCAACUGGGAUUCAAUCAGGCCAACGAUGCGCCGACGCGCAAGCUAACCGCUAUUAUCACUUGAUGCCCAACCGACCUACCAGCCGACAUUCAAAGAGCAUUGUCUCUUCAGUGCUUUUCCUAGGGUUGUGCUUCUUAAUUAAAAGGGACACCAAUACUGGGAAUAUACGUGACAUAUCUGACCUAGUUUGGAUUUAUUUUGUAGAUAAACGUGGCAUCAUAUUCCAAAGGGGACUAUUUCUGCUUUUGCGCGUGGAAGAGGGAGGUGACAUUCAGUAGCCAUGGCUACAUGUUAUGUGGGUAUGCAACCUGUGCCGUAAGCAACAGGAGAUCCUCACCAAAUCAGGAGAAUGGUUUUCAGAGCCGGGGGCGCGUCCAGUGAGCCUGGGCUCCGCCCUCAACAACCCAGCCGUGGGCGGUGAUUCGCCGCGGGACAGGAAGCUCCUCCGCUCCAGGUCCCAGGCCCCGCCCACUAGCGCGAGCGCGGGGCAGCCGGACGGAACACAGACGCCAGCCGGGGUCACCGGGGUCACCGGGAGGGGAACGGACACCAUGCCGGCAUCACGGUCUAGGAGUGAACCGCCACGAGACAAGAAACGUCCCGUGUCCCUGCAUGAGCAGAACGGCAAGACGGCGGGUGUGGGGCGUGGCGGUGGCCGGAGGCUCCAGGGGAAGCUGUCGUCCCAGUCAUCCCAGGACGAGCGCCCCGGGCCUGGGGAGAGGCGGGACGGCCGGCGCCUGGAGAAGGUCCGCUCCCAGGACUACCAAGACGGGGAGGAGGAGGGGCCGGGCUCCCGGGGCCACGCCCAGAUGGACCCGCACCGGCGGCGCCAGGAGGACGAGGAGCGCGAGCGCCGGCGGCGGGAGGAGGAGUUCCAGACGCGUUACCGCAGCGACCCCAACCUGGCGCGCUACCCCGUCAAGCCGCAGAAGGAGGAGCAGGAGAUGCGCAUGCACGCCAAGGUGUCCAAGGUGCGCCACGAGCGUCGCCACAGCGACAACGCCAUCAACGAGGUGGGGCUGGAGGGGGGAGGAGGAGGAGGAGAGGGGGGGGGGGACGUGCCUGAGAACCGCCUCGGUAGGCGAGGGGUGGGCGGCGGAGGCGGCGGCGGGGUGGGCGACGCCGACCGCAAGGCCCUGUUGGAGAACCACCGCGCCUACUCGAUGGAUAGGACCGUGGGGGGUGGCGGCGGAGGAGGAGGAGGAGGAGGAGGGAGGCCUCAGCCGGUCGGCGGCCCGCGAACGGGGCCCCAUCCCGGGGGGCCCGCGCCCGCGGACUGGGGGCCCAACAAACUGGAGCCUGGCCCGGCGAGGAGGGAGAAGGGAGGCGGGGGCGGCGAGAGCCUGCUGAGAAAAGACUCCCAGAGCUCGGACCAAUCGGAGUCUCUGCGCCCGCCCCCUCCCCGGCCCUAUAAGAGCAAACGGGGAAUUAACAAGCGUCAGAUGUCCAUCAGCAGCUCGGAGGAGGAGGGCGGCUCCACACCAGAGUACACCAGCUGCGAGGACGUGGACAUGGAGAGCGUCAGCGAGAAAGGUGACUGGGACUGCUACCCACUUGAUCCUGCAGUGUGGCAUCAUCCAGUUACGUGGCAGCCCUCCAAGGAGGGCGAUCAUCUUAUCGGCCGCAUCACUCUGAGCAAGAGGUCGGCCAUGCCCCGAGAGGCUGGCUCCUUACUGGGGCUGAAGGUGGUGGGAGGGAAGAUGACAGAGACAGGAAGACUCGGGGCCUUCAUCACCAAAGUAAAGAAGGGAAGCCUGGCGGAUGUGGUGGGACACCUUCGAGCAGGUGACGAAGUCCUGCAGUGGAACGGGAAGUCGUUACCGGGGGCGACCAAGAAAGAAGUGUACAACAUCAUCCUGGAGUCCAAGGCGGAGCCUCAGGUUGAAAUAGUCGUCUCUAGACCAAUAGGAGACAUACCGAGAAUCCCGGAAACGUCCCAUCCUCCUUUAGAAUCAACGGGCUCCAGCUCGUUCGAGUCCCAGAAGAUGGAUCGCCCCUCCAUCUCCGUCAUGUCGCCCACCAGCCCCGGCACCCUCCGAGUCCUGCCCCUCGUCCUGCCUGGCCAGCUCUCCGUCAAGCUGUGGUACGAUAAAGUGGGCCACCAGCUCAUCGUCAACGUCCUCCAAGCCAUAGACCUGCCGCCCCGGCUCGACGGCCGCCCCAGGAACCCCUACGUCAAGAUGUACUUCCUGCCUGACCGAAGCGACAAGAGCAAGCGGCGGACCAAGACGGUGAAGAAGAGCGCCGAGCCCAAGUGGAACCAGACGUUCCUGUACCCCCACGUGCACCGCAGGGACUUCAGGGAGCGCAUGCUGGAGAUCACCGUCUGGGACCAGCCCCGGGUGCAGGAGGAGGAGAGCCACUUCCUGGGAGAGAUCCUGAUAGAGCUGGAGACGGCCCUGCUGGACGACCUGCCCCACUGGUACAAGCUCCAGUCCCACGACGUGUCGUCCCUGCCUCUGCCCCAGCCCUCGCCCUGCCUCCCCCGGAGGCACAUCCAUGGGGACAGCCCCAGCAAGAAGCUGCAGAGGUCCCAUCGCAUCAUUGAAACAGAGUGUGAUGAAGGUUUAACGGUAGUGACCAAAGGUGCGGAGCGCAGCUCCAGGGAGAGGGAGAGAAGCAGCACCCUGGCUGUCCCAGAGCAGCAGAGGCAGGUCCAGCAUCGCUCUCGCUCCGUCUCCCCUCACAGAGAGGACCAGGGCAGGGCCCGCUCACGGCCCGCCUACGUCCCCAUGCAGAGGAGUCUGGACGAGAUCCCUCAGAAUCGCCACCACUCCCACUCUCCCUCCCGUUACCACGGUGCCCACCUGGAGCACCAGCGCUCUGGGGACUCGGACUACGAGUACUCCGAGGACAGUGAGGUCCUGGAGAUGCACAGGUCUAUCCGGGGCGGGAGUGCCGAGUGCCUGCACACAAACAGAGGUGUCACUAGACACAGCAACACCCUCCCUCCCAAAAUGCCCCUUUUAGCAAACGGUGUCCACAAAGACAUAUACAGCUCCACUCUCCCCGCCUGCCUAAAGAGCGAGCCGGCGGCGCGGCGCCGGCGGCAGGAAGGGGGCGUGGCCACGCCCCGCAGUGUCCUCACGCACCGCGUGCUCAGGUUCACUGACGAGGUCACGGUUAGUGAUCUGCAGCCAUCGUUGGACAGAGUUCGGAGUGCCAGCACCACCUGCCUGAGACCAGACACCAACUUCCACUCCCCCGAUAGAGACAGGUGCUCCAACUCUCUGCCCCGCCGAAGGCCCGCCAGCCCCAGGAUCUUAGUAGAGCAUGCCUCCCCAGAAGAAGACAGGCCUAACUGUCAAAGAGGCAGCAGAAAGGCCCUGGAGGGGGACAGUCGCAUGCAGCCCACCUCCAUCCUGCGGGGGAGCAGGGGGGUAGGGGGCCCACUGCGCCCCUUCAGUCAGACCCCCCUGGGGGGCUCAUGCCCCAGCUCACCGUACCCAGACAGAGCACGCAACCAUGGCAACCACUCUCCUCCCACGGGGGCUCCCUCGCCAGGGCGCAGGGGCAGGCAGCUCCCUCAGCUCCCUGCGAAAAGCAGCAGCAUAGAGCAAGCCCGGGCAGUGGAGGAUCGAUCCCGGCAGAAAGUGCACCCCUUCCGUCCCUCCGCCUCCCACGACCCCGAGGACGGACAUCAAGACCAAACGAGAAUGUACAAGGCGCAGAGACAGGGCAGUGACAACAUGUCGGCCAGGUCGUCAGACAGCGACAUGAGCGACAUGUCUGCCAUAUCACGCGCUAGCAGCGCCUCCCGCCUCAGCAGCACCAGCUACAUGUCCAUCCAAUCGGAGCGGCCCUGCGGACGACUCAGUCGGCAGGUGCGUGCCACGCCAGGGCGGAGCAUGCUGAAGAGCACCAGCGUGAGCGGCGAGAUCUACAGCCACGAGCGCACAGACGGCAGCCAAUCGGACACGGCGCUGGGCACGGUGGGCACGGGCGGCAAGAAGCGGCGCUCCAGCAUCGGCGCCCGCGUGGUCGCCAUCGUGGGGAACCGGCGCAGCCGCAGCACCUCGCAGAUCAGCGGCGCCG
Osmerus eperlanus (European smelt) is the source of this 4708-nucleotide messenger RNA. Its product is annotated as regulating synaptic membrane exocytosis protein 1-like. NCBI's taxonomy places the organism in Eukaryota, Metazoa, Chordata, Actinopteri, Osmeriformes, Osmeridae. Gene Ontology annotation, biological process: calcium ion-regulated exocytosis of neurotransmitter; regulation of synaptic vesicle exocytosis; regulation of membrane potential. Gene Ontology annotation, molecular function: small GTPase binding; transmembrane transporter binding. The record is from RefSeq and is a predicted model, not a curated record. Gene Ontology annotation, cellular component: presynaptic membrane; cytoskeleton of presynaptic active zone.